Sphaeramia orbicularis (orbiculate cardinalfish) is the source of this 2689-nucleotide messenger RNA. RefSeq lists its product as uncharacterized. Gene Ontology annotation, molecular function: NAD binding; transcription coactivator activity; transcription corepressor activity. Gene Ontology annotation, biological process: regulation of transcription by RNA polymerase II. The transcript is spliced from 6 exons. Lineage: Eukaryota; Metazoa; Chordata; Actinopteri; Kurtiformes; Apogonidae. Gene Ontology annotation, cellular component: nucleus. The coding region runs from base 16 to 2667 and encodes 883 amino acids. The record is from RefSeq and is a predicted model, not a curated record.
UUAUUGUCUUCACUGAUGACUAACCUAAGUGAGCAGUCGCAUUUGGGUGGCUCUCUGGGCCAGCGCGGUCCACAGUGGACUGACGGCCUCAGUGACAGGCCCUCCAGUCGCUGUCAGGUGUGCGGCACGAUUGCGGGACGGAGGAAUUCUUUAGCUCUAGGAGGAGGAGACGCCGGAGUGUGGGUUCACCGUCACCCCGACAAGAUGGAACCGGGUCUGGAGUCGUGUCUUCACGUCGACCGGCAGCUCCUCCGAAAGAACUCAGUACCCGACCUGGGGAGCGGGCUCUACCAAAGGGUGGUGAUGGCAGACGGGGUUUGUGCAGCUCCGCAGGAUUACUACCAGACUGACAUCACCUUAUCUGGGCAGGUACCUGAGGAGUCUGGGUUUUAUAGGGAUAACCGGCCACCGCUCACCAGAUCAGCCUCGCAUUAUGGGCCCAGCCCUGGGGGGGUGAGGUCCACCUGGGAUCAGGGACAAGCAAGAGCCACACCUUCUAUGUUAGCCUCUGCUUCUACACCUACCCCCGCACCUCCUCCUCCUCCCCCUCCACCCCCGCCUCCUCCUCCACCUCCUCCCCCUCCUGUUCUUGAGCUGAGCCGUCUGUACAGGGAAGCGCUGGGGUCUAAGGUGAUCCCAGGCGUCCAGCGCGUUGGCGGCAGCUCUCCCUCUCCUGCAGUCUACGGGGUCCAGCCCCCUCUUCCUCUUUACGCCGCUGAGCCUCCGUCCCUCACUGCCCGCCAAGCUUAUAACGGUAUCUUGCCCCUGGACCCCCGCCAGCCAGCUGCCACCAGUUCAGCGGUGGACCCAGCUACUCAGGGAAUGGACGGAGCUCUCCCCCGGCCAUAUGGAGCUGUUGCCUCCCAGAGAUUGCCUUACGACCCGAGCUAUGACCCCACCUCAGCUAUGGUGGCUGCUACUGCUGGCGUGACCUCCGGCCUGCCCGCUCACCACCCCAGCGCCGCUGACCCGAAGAAGAUGGUGGAUCCGACUUUCUUGGCUUUUCUGCGAGCCGAGGGCUUGGCCGAAAGCACCAUCACUCUACUGCUCCAACACGGCUUCGACUCCAUGGGCAUGAUGGGUAUGAUGGAGGACCAUGACGUUCGUUCUGUGGCGCCUAAUUUGGCUCAGGCUCGUGUCCUGUCCCGCGUGGUGCUAAGCUGCAAGACAGGCGGAGCGGCGAUGCGCGCUCGCUCAAACAGCUUCAGCCACCGUAAUGAUCUGUACAUGCAGCCUCAGGGUCUGAGCAUGGAUCCCAGCCUGAUGCAGCAGCCCCCCACCACCAUCCAGACCGUCUCCCCUAGAAUGGGAGAGUUCUUGGGUAGGAGACCCAGCAGCGCCCCCUCCCAACACCUUCUGGAGACCACCACCUACCCAGGAGCACGGCCCAUGGCAACUGGAGCCUUCCCAGUCAGCCCCGGAGGAUACACCAAUCCCGUAACUCAGGCGAGACCCCUCUCCAUGUACAAUCCCCACACCGGCCUUGCAAUGUCUGCUCUUGGACAGCAGCCUCCACCAGCUCCUGGCACCCCUGGAGCGGCGCCCAAAACCUUCUCUGGCUCCUAUUCCCCCAUUGAGUUGAUGAAGAGAGCCCCCAACCUCCCCCCAGCAUCCCCAGUAGCGGCACCAAGCCCCCUUCACAGCCCCCAACUGCUCCGGAAAGGAAUGAAUGCCGUACCCGACAGUGCCAUUGUUCCUGUCACUUCGUCUUCCACUCUCCAAGCGCAAAACCUUAACAACCCCAAGAUGGUAGGACGCCGCACUGGUCCACCUGUCAUAGUCUCAACCAUGGUCACCACACCUGACACAAGUAUUCGGCCCCAAAUCAUGAACGGGCCAAUGCACCCACGCCCCCUGGUGGCGCUGCUGGACGGGCGCGACUGCACCGUGGAGAUGCCCAUCCUCAAAGACCUGGCCACGGUGGCCUUCUGCGACGCUCAGUCCACACAGGAGAUCCACGAGAAGGUGCUGAAUGAAGCUGUUGGAGCCAUGAUGUACCACACCAUCACUCUGACCAGAGAGGAUCUGGAGAAGUUUAAAGCUCUACGUAUUAUCAUCCGCAUCGGCAGCGGCUACGACAACAUCGACAUUAAAGCCGCAGGAGAGCUAGGCAUCGCUGUGUGCAACAUUCCCUCGGCGGCCGUGGAGGAGACGGCCGACUCCACCUUGUGCCACGUCCUCAACCUGUACCGGCGAAACACCUGGCUGUACCAGGCUCUCCGGGAGGGCACGCGGGUCCAGAGCGUGGAGCAGAUCCGCGAGGUGGCGUCCGGCGCCGCCCGCAUCCGUGGAGAAACCCUGGGCCUCAUCGGCUUCGGUCGUUCGGGCCAGGCGGUGGCCGUCCGGGCCAAAGUCUUCGGCUUCAACGUCAUCUUCUACGACCCGUACCUGCAGGACGGCCUGGAGCGUUCGCUGGGCGUCCAGCGCGUCUACACCCUGCAGGACCUGCUGUACCAGAGCGACUGCGUGUCCCUGCACUGCAACCUGAAUGAACACAACCACCACCUCAUCAACGACUUCACCAUCAAACAGAUGCGUCAGGGUGCGUUCCUGGUUAACACCGCGCGAGGAGGUCUGGUGGAUGAGAAGGCCCUGGCCCAGGCUUUGAAGGAGGGGAGGAUACGUGGAGCCGCCUUGGACGUUCACGAAACGGAGCCAUUCAGGUGAGUUUCAGGGUUACGGAGAUAAA